AUGGUUGUCCACAUGGAACACCCACAGACCGAUACAUACCAGUCGCCGCCGCAGCGGCCGCGGGUUACCAAGCAGGCUGCAUGCAUCUUGUGCCACAGUAAGAAGCUGAAAUGUAAUCGUGUUCCGGGUCAGGUCCGUUGCGAACGGUGUACGCAGUUCCGGACAGAGUGUGUCAUCCCGAAUCACCCACUGGGGCGGCAAAAGGGGGUCAAAAACAAGCGAAAGGGAGUCGACAAGGCUCUCCAUCAGAUCGAGCAGGCGAUCAAGAAGUCUAAAAGCUCACCAGGGGACGAAGAAGAAGUUGGCGAUCCUGUGAAAGUCAUUGCGCAUUUACAAGACUUACUGGAUAAGGCGCAAAGACAGCUCGCUAGUCGGAAUCCAGUUGUUCGAACCGAUUUUUCUGGGAGCAAUGCCACAUCCGUAUUGUCUCAGGCGCAACAACCUAGUGCAGCAAGACUAAGCAGCGAUGAUGUCGCACUGGACGAUGCCGAGAACCCUCUACAGCUACUUGCUCGCGCUUCAGAUUUGCAAUUGGUACCACCUGCGAUUGCCCGGGCAUCGAACUCACCCAAUUCCUUGUCCUCACCCGGAACUGUAUACAUGAACCACCCAGUUCGGGGUGUUGACUCCUUCUUUGUUCCAAUGAAGGCGAGUCUAGAUAUUGGACCAGAGUUGGACCCUGUAGAUCUCGGCUUAAUAACUUUUGAAGAUGCAAAAGAUCUCUUUACUUUUUUUUACGAUCGUCUGUCACAUACCCGUUGGGGCUUCGACCCUGCUAUUCACACAGUAUCAUUUGUCCGAGUCCAUUCAUCAUUCUUAUUUACAUCCAUCUUAGCUGCAUCGGCGUCCUUCCUGCCGUCUACAGAAGCUCUUUCGAGACGACUUUCGUCCCACGUCAAAUUCCUAGCACAGAACGUUAUUGCACGUCGUCAUCGGUCGGUUGAGAUUGUGCUCGCGUUCAUGACAAAUAUCCCCUGGAUGGCACCAGGCAGGGUACUUGGAGAUGACGACACUUGCUUGUAUAUUUCUAUGGCACUAAGUAUUGCCCUAGAUCUAUCGUUGAACAAAGUAGCAACUUUGCCGCAAACCACAGCUGGAGGCCAGUUUGCAAAAGCUGAUUGCAUCGAUGCUCGGAGAGCACUAGCGAUGGACGGAUUUGAAGAUGUGGUAGCUAGUUCGGAGUAUGGUCGCAGAUUGCUACGCCGAAGAGAAAGAACGUGGAUUGCUUUAUUUGUGGUCGAAAGAGGGGUAUGUUUAGCUCGCGGGCGGAGCUACUCAGUGCCGAUUACGGCACUUUUGGAAAAUUGCGAUAAGUGGCACUUGGAGGACAGAGACAUUGCAGACCCUCGUGAUGGACAAAUGAACUCAAUGGCCAUACUACGAAGAGACCUUGAUGAGCUUCUACGCAAAGUUCGACGUGCAUGCGAUGACUAUCGCAAAACGGAUAAUGGAAUUGACAUUGCUCGCUCAAUCAAAUCUAUGAUCGAGAGCUUUUACGAUUCGUGGUUCGCCAUGUGGGCUUUAUCUAUUAGCGAAGGCGAUUCACAAUCUUUACCGCCAUAUGUCGAGAUCUUGGUUACACAUACUCGACUUUCAACAUAUAGUAGUGUCAUGAACCAUCCAACAGCUCCGACUGAAGUCCGGUCUUUCUUCCGGUCGGAGGCCUUGUCAUCGGCACUCAACGUGAUGCGCACAGCUACUCAGGGAGAGUCGCGACUCAAAUCCAUGCCCAACAAUACCGUGAUCAUGAUCGCCUUCGCUGCUUGUUCAGCUUUGAGUCUCGGCUUCAUAACAACCAAACAAAAUGAGAACCGCCUUGCGCCGAGUGUUUUGAAUCUUAUUACAGAAACAGCAGAUGUUCUAGAAAGGAUAGGAGCUACUCCACGCCACCGUAAUGGCGCCUCAGUCCUUUACGGACGGUUUCUGCACGAGCUUGUCGCCCGUGCCCGUGGUCAACCCGAUGGUUAUCACAGUCCCCGGCAACAGCAACAGCCUCCUCCAAUGCAACCAUAUCACACGGCUAGAAAUUACAGCCCCAAUGAUUCACGCGCAUAUACACAGGGAUACUUACCGCAUCAUCCUCCGCCAAACAUUUCACCUUCUACUCAGCACAUGGGAUAUCCCCUAGGUCAACCGUUACAAUUCUCCUCCAUGUCGGGAGAUCAGAUCGUCGAUGCUGUGAAUAGCGUCUCAUUACCAAUGGGAGAUGCGGGGGCCAUGCUACCGGAUUAUCAAAAUUUUCCUCUAAACGAAAUGAUGCUCUGGGAAUGGUUCGAUAAUUCCAAUGCAGCCGAUUUGAAUUUCAUAUCGCAUCCACGUCAGAAACUAGCGACAUACUCAAUAAAUCGACGCGCAUACACUACAACAUUUCCCCGCUACUCUGAGCCUCUCGCGCCCCGAAUUGUCCGCGGCGAAUCCAAACUCUUCUCCUCCGCCGAUGACGCGGUCGCCGACCUCAGAUCCGGCUCGACUAUCCUCUCGGCCGGCUUCGGAUUGUGCGGUGUAGCUGAGACACUCAUUCAAGCUAUUUCUCGCCGUGGCCCUCAGGGCUUACACUCCCUCACAGCCGUUUCUAAUAAUGCUGGUGUCGCCAAAGUUGGUGGACUGGCUCUUUUAGCCGAUGCGGGACAGAUUUCGCGACUCAUUAUUUCGUUUUUGGGAAACAAUAAGACGCUUGAGAAGAACUACUUGACGGGGAAAAUUGCCAUUGAGUUGUGUCCUCAGGGCACAAUUGCGGAACGGAUUAGGGCCGGUGGUGCGGGGAUUCCUGCUUUUUACACGCCCACGGGAGUGUCGACGUUGUUGCAAGAAGGUCAGAUUCCGGUUCGUUUGAGCAGUGAUGGGAAGGUUUUGGAGCAUGGGAAGAAGAGGGAGGUGAGAGAGUUCAAGGGAAGGAAAUUUCUUAUGGAGGAGGCUAUUACGGGUGAUGUGGCUAUACUGAGAGCGUGGAAGGCUGAUGAGGCCGGUAAUUGCGUAUUCAGAUAUACAACCAAAGCCUUUGGCCCUAUCAUGGCCAAGGCAGCCACCUUGACUAUCGUCGAGGCCGAGGAAAUUGUGCCUGUAGGAUCAAUAGAUCCCAACGACGUCGACCUACCAGGAAUCUUCGUUGACCGAAUCGUUCCUGCAACGGCCGAAAAACACAUUGAAAUCAAAAAGCUACGAGAAGCGGACAAUACUUCAUCCACAACUAAAGAAACACCCGAAAUUGUCCAGAGGAACCGCAUCGCCAAACGUGCUGCCAAGGAACUGAAAGAAGGAUAUUACGUUAACCUAGGAGUUGGCAUUCCCACACUUGCCACCUCGUUUUUGCCAGAGGGUCGCACAGUUUGGGUGCAGAGUGAGAAUGGUAUACUGGGCAUGGGGCCGUAUCCGGCCGAGAAUGAGGUUGACCCGGAUAUUGUCAACGCCGGCAAAGAGACCGUCACUCUAGUACCGGGCGCCUCGACUUUUGAUAGCUCAGAGUCCUUUGGCAUGAUCCGCGGCGGCCACGUCGACGUCUCUAUCUUAGGGGCCCUCCAAGUUGCCGCCAACGGCGAUUUAGCAAAUUACAUGAUCCCGGGCAAAGUGUUCAAGGGUAUGGGUGGUGCAAUGGACCUAGUCUCCAAUCCGAACAAUACAAAAAUUGUCGUUGCGACCAGCCAUGUUGCGAAAGAUGGGUCGUCAAAGAUUGUCCAGAAAUGCGACUUGCCGUUGACAGGGGCGAAGUGCGUUAGUACGAUAAUCACUGACUUGUGUGUGUUCGAAGUGGACCGAGAGAAGGGCGAGUUGACGCUGACAGAGCUGGCGCCUGGUGUUGAUGUGGAUGAAAUUAAGGCAAAGACUGACGCCGAGUUUAGAGUUGCUGAGAACCUGAGGGGAAUGGAGUGA
Molecule: messenger RNA, 3867 nt
Organism: Talaromyces amestolkiae
Lineage: Eukaryota; Fungi; Ascomycota; Eurotiomycetes; Eurotiales; Trichocomaceae
Exons: 12
Coding region: 1-3867 (1288 amino acids)
Biological process (GO): regulation of DNA-templated transcription
Molecular function (GO): DNA-binding transcription factor activity, RNA polymerase II-specific; succinyl-CoA:3-oxo-acid CoA-transferase activity; zinc ion binding
Source: RefSeq, a predicted model, not a curated record